AUGAAUAUUUAAUAAGCAAAAAAUUAAAUUUAAUAAAAAAUAGCUGAGUACUUGAAUGAGACUUCACUAAAAACUAUUAAGGAUUACUAGGAGGCUAAGAAAAAUAAAAAAUAAUCUGAUCCAAUCAUCUAAAUAAAGAAAUAAACUCCAGAAAGUUUUUCAUUACCAUAAUAAGAUGAAGUAGUAAUUAAUUUAGACGAAUUCAAAUUUGAACCUCAAAUAAAAUAAAAGAGCUGGCAAACUCAAUUGUUGGAAGCCUAAUAACAAUAAUAGCCAAUUUAUCAUUAAAUUUAUGGUUACUGCUAAGAAUAGUUUAAAUUUGAUUCAAUUAUGGAAAGAUUAUAACUUUUAAGAAAAUCUCUAUUUAAAAAGAAAAUGCCUAAUGGUGAUAUCCAAAAAAUAGAAGAAUUCAUUCCAUUUUAUACUCUUAGAAGAAUGGCUAUGCAAUUACCAGCAGAUGCCUCUGAAAUGAAUACUAUGUUAUAAGAUCACUUUGUAACAGAGGCUUUCUUAAAAGAAAUAAGAUACUUUUUAAAAUAAGUAUUAAUUAUUAAUUAAACUUAGUAAAACAUAGACAAGAGUUUAAUAUUUUAUCAUCCAAAAAUGUAUGAAUAAAGUGAUGAUUAAUUAGAAUAAUUGUUAGCUGAAUUUGUUGAAUUAGAUAAAUAAAGAUCGAGUGGUUUAGAAGAAGAAAUCAAAGUCCUUAUUCCUUCAUAAUAAUUUAAAAUAUGA
This is a messenger RNA of Paramecium pentaurelia, 732 nucleotides long. Lineage: Eukaryota; Ciliophora; Oligohymenophorea; Peniculida; Parameciidae. The record is from the annotation of a GenBank genome assembly.